Messenger RNA from Elaeis guineensis (African oil palm), 1894 nucleotides. Its product is annotated as basic leucine zipper 23. Lineage: Eukaryota; Viridiplantae; Streptophyta; Magnoliopsida; Arecales; Arecaceae. Gene Ontology annotation, molecular function: DNA-binding transcription factor activity, RNA polymerase II-specific; RNA polymerase II cis-regulatory region sequence-specific DNA binding. The record is from RefSeq and is a predicted model, not a curated record. Gene Ontology annotation, biological process: DNA-templated transcription; regulation of transcription by RNA polymerase II.
CAACUAAUCGUUCCCUCUCCCCCCUUCGUCCCUGGCCCCUGCCCUGUUUUAUUCCGAUUAUUCCACUGUGAUAUCUUAUCCCCGAGGUUUCUUCCUUCUGUUGCUAGUCUCUCUACCUAGCGAUUUACCCUAUAUAAAGCUGUUAUCGUUUGGAAUCUUUUCUUUCUUUAUUCAACUUUCUGUUCCAUCGUCAUCUGGGUUGCUAUUCCGGGCUAGUCCGGGAAUCCCCUACUUGUUCCAGUUUUCCAAAUGGUUCCUCCUCCUAGGGUUUCUAGGGUUUCUCUCGAAACCCUUGCGAUAGUUUAGAGACCCGCGCGUGCCCUCUUCGUCUUCUCCCAUCCUGAAUGUGAAUAGGAAAAAAAAAAUCCUAAAUCUUGCGCUUUUUCUUCCGGGAUUUUUAGGGUUUUGAAAUCCUUUCUCUAGCCCGCGUUUCGGUUCUUCGUUUUCGUUUUUCUUCUAGUCUGGUGUUAAAAAUCUUAUUUUUCCGCGUGGAUCGUGCUCAAAAUCGGAAAUUUAGGCAUUUGUUAAAAGUUUGAAUUUCUUCACCCGUUCUUUGGUUUAAUCGUUGAUUUGUUAGGGUUCUUGGAGUCAUUCUGUUGCCAUCCACUCAUUUCUCGUCAAAAUCCCGAAUUGAAGAACGGUUCUUUUGGGGCAUUAUCUGCUCCGUAGUAGCUCGUUCAUCUCGUUGCUAUCAUGGACGAAGGGGAUCUCGAUUUGUCUAACCCGGAGGCGUUCUCGGGGCCCAGCAUGGGUGAGGAUCUCCCGAGCAGCUGCUCGAUGGAUAGUUUCUUUGAUGAGAUCCUCAAAGACACACACCACCAUUCUUGCACUCACACGCACACCUGCAACCCUCCUGGCCCCGAUCUCUCCCACACCCACACCUGCUUCCAUGUCCACACUAAAAUUCUCUCAGCUCCUGCUGAUGAGACCGCUGAAUCUGCUGAGAAGAGCUCUUCAAAGAAACGACCUUCUGGCAACCGUGAAGCAGUUCGGAAGUAUCGGGAGAAGAAGAAGGCCCGGGCGGCAUCCUUAGAAGAUGAGGUUAUCCAAUUGAGAGCACUCAAUCAGCAACUGUUGAAGAAACUCCAGGGUCAAGCUGCUCUUGAAGCGGAGGUAGCGAGGCUUCGGUGCUUGCUUGUGGAUCUAAGGGGGAGGAUUGAAGGAGAGAUCGGGUCUUUUCCUUAUCAGAGACCACUAAAAGGGGGCAGUGAUUUGGUUUCGAAUGUGACGCAGGCGAACUUUAUGGGUGCCCAUGUGUUGAACUCGUGUGACUUCCGCUGUGACGAUGAGGUUUACUGCCUUCACCCUGGGAUGCAGGGGAAGAACAUGGGUGAAAGAGGUGUGGUGAAUAAUCAGGAAUUUGGAGUUUGUGAGAUUGGAAAUAUUCAGUGCAUGGGCAGUUCGGCUUCUGGAUCGUCAGACUUUGUGGGUUGUGGACGUGGAAAUGUAAUGCCUGUCGGCUGUUCAUCAAAUAUUGAUAAGAUUGAAGGAGCGCAUGCAACAACGGAGGGUUGAUCUUCUGUCAGCAAUGAGUUGGUGGUUCCCAUCAGUCAACAAGCGGUUUAGGGAAUGGCAUUAGCUUUUCUUUAGGCCUUCUUUUUGUUCAUAUAAGCAAGUUUCCUUGGCAGAUUGCACUUGCAUCAGAUGCUUUUGUCAGUCUUUGAACUUGCAUAUGUUAGUUGAUCCUUAUUCACUUGAUUCUAUUUCUGGGUUCCUUUUCUACUAAAUAUAAUACAUAUCAGUAGAUUUGAGUGGGUCUGUAUGCACUUUAAAUGAUGUGGAAGUUAUUAAUGGAUCUGGGUGACCUAUAUUCUCAUGGUGGUUCACAGGCAGCCUCAGUACUCCAGGUUGUGGUUUAUAAUAUUUAUCUAGCUUUAUGAAUUUAAAUUAAUGU